CAGGAAACGAUAAGAACGUCUCCCUUGUGACGUCACAAGUAGCGGGGUAUUUGCAAACACGAAAUAUUGCAAGCAGGAGCCAUUUCAAAACAAACGACAAUGAAGAAAGAUGGCUCAUCACUGGUCAGAAGACAACUGGAUUUCCGUGAGAAAAUAUUGACAAAAACAACAUUUUAUAUCGAUAUCAGAGAAGACGAUUUAAAGAAACGAAUAUCACGCAGAAUCCGGGACCUUGGAGGACAAGUCGAAGGUUUUCUUUCCAAAGAUGUCCAUAUUUUAUUGACUGAUUCAAACAACACAUCCCAGAAAAUUGGUCCAAGUGCAUCACUGACGCCAAGUCCAGAUCCAGAAACCAAAAUUACCGUUCCACUCAGUAGAGGUAAAGCACUGUUGCUGAAAGCUACAAAGCAGUCCUCCUCCUGUCAGCAGUCAGCGCAGGGAGCAGACAUCGUCCAGAACGCCCUCAAUCUAGGUGUGAAAGUAGAGAAGGCCAAAGACUUUCUGAAAUCUACACACAAAUACGCUCAGAAACUGAAGCAGGUUAAGGCCCUGCAGUCAGAUAGUAUUGAUGGAAUCACACCACUGCAGUGGAAGAACUCUGAUAAAGAAAACUUCAGUGUGUUAAAGGUUGAGGAUGAUAGGAAGGUUUUUAGACCUUUCCUCAAACAUUUCAAAGACAGUUUUCCGAAAAUACGGUACAAUGAUGACCUUGCCUCCCCAUUUGACAAAGGAGUUAUGUUGUGUAGAACAGUUGAAAAUAAGACAAAGAAUCGAUACUCUACAAAAGGGAAGUCUACUGUGGCCAAAGGCAAAGGUGGCUUCUGUGAGGCGUGUGACUACUGGUACAGGUGCUCCUUACGGGAACACCUCAACAGCAUGAAGCACCAGAAGUUCGUUCAGACAAACAAAAACUUUAUAGAACUUGAUCAAAUAAUUAACAAAAUGCCAAACAUCAAAGAUUUCAUGUCAAAAUUUAAUCUUGAUUAUGAGAGAUCUGCAGAAAUCAAACCAAAUCUAGUCUUAACAGAAAAAUUGGCUACAAAACCUUCUACCGAAGGAUGUGGUGUUGACAACUGUAAAAUUACUGUAGAAACCUGUGAAAUUCCAAUGGAAAUGUCUGCUUCACCUAGAUGUGUACCUGUGAAUCAUGAUAAGGAAUCAGUAUUAUCUAACUGUGAAAUAGUUGUCAGUCCUGUCCCAGAACUGGGGAACAUCAAAUGUGAUGGGGACAUGUCCAUGGAAGUAGAUGUUUCCACUUCUAAGUACCCAUUUGAUGAGUGUAGUAGGGACUCGGGAACAGGGCCAGAAAUUCAAGAGGACAUUUCUAUUCCAUGUGAUUUUAUCCAAACUGUGUGUAGUAACAGAGACACUGGACAUAUAACUGAUGAAGAUUCAGCAUUCCAACAUGAUCAGACCUCCAACACCAUCCCUGGUAGUGAAAUAACCACAGGCAGUGUCCUACCCAAUUCCACUUUAUCUCAGAGCAUGGGUUCCUUCAUUGGUCCCAGUAUAGACAGUGAUAAUGCUGUGUUCCUGGAUCUCACUGUGAAGAAAAACAACAUCCCAGUUCAAGAAGUAACGUCAAAUGUCAGGAAAAAGUUGUCUGCCAUUGUGAUAGCAGAUAACAAUGGCGCCCAGUCAGAAGGUUGCCAUAUCAACCAUUUUAACAUUGAAAAUAAAGAGAAUAUUGAUAAUAGUGUGAGAGAACCUUCAUCUUUCUCUUUUGCAGGAGUAGACAGUUUAUUGUUGACUUCACCAGCAGGCCAUAACACUUCACCCAAGUUAGCAGCAUCUGGAGUCAAACUAGACUUUGCAAAUAUUGCAGCAGGCUGGAUGAAAGAUAUGUCCCAAACUCCGGGGCAACAGAACCCAGAGACAUCGACAACUUCUUGUAAAAAGAAAAGAUCAACGAAAAAGUCAAAGAAACAUUCAUCAAUGUCAAAAAGAAAGAAGAAAUUAAAAAAGAAAUCUGAGGUCAGUAAAGAAAGUGGCUGGCCAUUUUCUCUUUUUAGCACCAAUCCUAACGAGAGUUCUGAGUCCGACUUGGAACUACCACAACUACCAGUAAUGAAUAGCAAUCUUGCCAAACAGAGACUAAUAGAGAAAGAAAGGAAGCUGCAAAGUUCUCCAAUUCAGUUCUGUUCAAGACAGAUGCAGGAUCAGAGAACAUCAAGCACUUGUACCAAAAAACGUGUUAACCAUCACCACCGUAAGUCAUUGGGUAUUAAGCGUCUAAGCAAUAGUCCAUCCUUCUCACUAUCUGAAGGAUUACGUAACAUUCAGACCAAAAUGCCUCAGUACUUCAGUGACAAAUUGCCGUGCAGUGUAACACCUACACAUAUUCCCAUGGUACUGGACUCGGAACCUCCUCAACUUUCACACUUCAGGUGUAUUGAAGUUCAGCAGAAGGCUCGCCCACAGUCUUGUCCUGUCCUGUCGCCAAUGCCAUCUUCAAACACUGUUUAUGCCCAAGAUGAAAGCCUGUCUAGUCGAGUUCUUGAUUCACAAAGCAGUUGGCAGGUGGAUUCUUACAGUCAAACUUUACCAUACAUGCAGUCUUUGGACAGUAGUCAAAUUCAAGGAACUCCCAAGGGAUCAAAAUUAGAAUCAGAGAACUUUAGAACACCAACAAACCAGGAGCUUGAUGAUUCUGGGACAGAAGAAUAUUAUAAUACUCCAACAGAUCAAGUGUCCUUGUUACAAUGUGAUACCAAAAACUCCCCACUUGUGUGUAAACAGAAUGUUCACAAGAAAUUUGGAACACCUCAGCAAUGUGAUAACCAGCUGUCUGAGUAUGAUUCUGACACAGAAGCCUAUAUGCCAUACUCUCCAGAGUGUCCCGUCCUAGAGCUUGAGCAGCAGGAUUCAAGCCAAGCUACGAUAAUACCUCUUUUAUGUGAAGGUGGUCAUGCUGCUAAAAUUUACUCGGACAAAUCAGAUUCUUUUGAUAAAAAUGAUGCAAAAGAUGGAUUGGAGAGGCAAGCAUCAAACACCCACAUAGGAAUGUCUAACUGCACCAAUACGUUUACAUACAAAACUGGUUCUGAAGUAAAGUCCUGUUCCGAGCUUUCCUUCUCUGUAGAUUCUAUCCUAUCAGGGCGAACAGGUAAGAAGAGAACUCUAAGUGUGAAUGGAGAUUCAGAAGGUGGUUUAGCAUCCCCCUCCUCAGCUCUGUACAUUAAUAAAGACGUGAUUGAACAACCAAUGCAAGAACUUCAAGAUUUUACGCCAACAACAGAGAAAAAGAAACGAAAGAGGAAACGACAUGUCAGCAAAAAGGACAAGGGCGCUGGAUGUCAGUACUACGCGUGUCCACAAGAAGGCACAAAGAUAAAACUCUGUCGUGUGAUUGUCACCCCUAUGGAACAGAAAAAUAACCUCAAAACGUUUUGGAAAGUGACAAAAGCGGGGAGUUGUCGUUUGGUCUUCAGUGCAGAGAAGAACAAAGGGAAUAAUGAUUCAAAAGUUAGGAAAAGGGAUAGUUCUGAUGAUCAGGUACAAGGCAGUAAGAGACGAAAACUGGUGUAUUGAUAUUUUUACCUGGUAAAACUUAUCAAUCAUCAUUUGUGUAUAUAAAGAGUGAGGAAGGAUAUUUAUUUUACUACAAAAUGUAUAUUUACUGAUCUCAUUGUAGAUUGCUCAUAUGAUUUGUGUAAAAAUUUUACAUUGUAUUUUUUAUAAGAAUUUUGUGCGACAACUUUUUUAUAUGCAUUUACAGUUGUUUAACAUUUUUACAUACAAUGUUAUGUGUAAGUGUCCGAAUUUCAUACAAAAUUGACAUUUAUUUGUGUUCACAAAUUAACAUUUAUGAUGUAUGUAAUUGGUCAGAAACUCUACGUUGACUUUAUUGUUAUGAUUAAACAAAAGUUCAACAGGAGAAGUGGGAAGCAGUUUAUGAGCAACUCCAUCACCCAAAUUCAAAAUAAAGGAACAACAUGAAUUGACAUAAACAGUUAACCAGGGACAUAAUUAAAAUAUUUACCUUACAGCACUGUAUCAGCACUGUAAGACUUUUUCUUCUGGAUUCAAUAAGUUGCUAUGAUAUCUAGAGAGAACAAUUGAUCAUUUUGAUUUAACUGCAUGCCUUUGUAACAUUGAUUGACAAAUCCCAAAUGUGCAUUUCCAAGUGAUUGCCAUCACAAUAUGCACUGUAUUUGGCAGCAUUGACGGUGUAUUAGAUUGUGUAUGGGUAUACCGUAUAUAUUGUAAAGCACAUUGAAGUGUUCUAGCUAAAAAUGGCGCUACCAAAUGUUGUAUAAAGAUACACAACAUGCAUAUUUUGGGAUUUGCUGAACAAAGUUGCAGUCUUGUAGAUAAAGUAAAUGGUUGUAGGAUGCCGUAAUACAUAUGUCACUCUGGUAAAAUACUAGCUGCUUCCUACCGUCUAGGCUAGGGAGAAUUUCUCUUUAGCUCAUUCGGUAGAGCGUAAG
Mizuhopecten yessoensis (Yesso scallop) is the source of this 4430-nucleotide messenger RNA. RefSeq lists its product as uncharacterized. Gene Ontology annotation, molecular function: protein serine/threonine kinase activator activity; zinc ion binding; nucleic acid binding. Gene Ontology annotation, biological process: positive regulation of nuclear cell cycle DNA replication; regulation of cell cycle phase transition. The record is from RefSeq and is a predicted model, not a curated record. The coding region runs from base 100 to 3531 and encodes 1143 amino acids. The transcript has 3 exons. Gene Ontology annotation, cellular component: nucleus; Dbf4-dependent protein kinase complex. NCBI's taxonomy places the organism in Eukaryota, Metazoa, Mollusca, Bivalvia, Pectinida, Pectinidae.